Messenger RNA from Dictyostelium purpureum, 3309 nucleotides. RefSeq lists its product as uncharacterized. The record is from RefSeq and is a predicted model, not a curated record. Lineage: Eukaryota; Evosea; Eumycetozoa; Dictyosteliales; Dictyosteliaceae. Gene Ontology annotation, biological process: fatty acid biosynthetic process. The transcript has 3 exons. The annotation marks the transcript as partial. Gene Ontology annotation, molecular function: 3-oxoacyl-[acyl-carrier-protein] synthase activity.
AUUUAAUUAAAAAUGUUAUCAAAAUAUGUCGUUCAAAAUAAGGAUGUUGCAGUUAUAGGUAUAGGUUUUAGAGCACCAAGUGGUAGUUUGUCAAAAUCAAUUUCAAAUACAAAUCAAUUAUGGGAUAGCUUGGUUAAUGGUUUUGAUGGUAUGGUAGAAACAUCUGAAAGAUGGUCUGAUAACUAUUGUGUCGCUGGUGAUAUUGCUUGUAAAUAUGCUGGUCUUAUUCCACUUGAUGAAUGGAAGUCGUUUGAUCCAAUUUUCUUUGGAAUCAAUCCAAGUGACGAACAUGUCAAUACAAUCGAUCCACAACAAAGAUUAUUGUUAAAGUGUACAUGGGAAGCAUUAGAAGAUAGCGGUAUUGAUCCAUCGGCAUUAAGAGGCUCAAAUACAAGUACAUUUAUUGGCGCAUCAACUGUAGACUACGAUACAACCAAUAGAUCACCUUUUGAAAUCCAUAAAAAUAUUUUUGGCGGGUCACUACAUUCAAUAUCAAAUAGAAUAUCAUACUGCUUUGAUUUUCGUGGUGAAUCUAUGACAAUCGAUACUGCAUGCAGUUCAUCAUUAAAUGCAAUACAUCUUGGUUAUAAAACUGUAAAAUGUGGUCAAUCUGAUGUAUCUAUUGUAGGGGGUGUUAAUCUAAUACUUGACCCAAGUACAUCAAAAUCAUUUUCUCAUUUAUCAAUGUUAAGUCCAACUGGAAAGUGUCACUCAUUUUCAUCUGAUGCAGACGGAUAUGUACGUUCUGAAUGUGUCGGUGUUGUUGUAUUGAAGAGUUUAGAAAAAGCAAUCAAAGAUGGUAAUAACAUUUAUUGUGUUAUCAAAGGUUCAAGUUCAAAUGUAGAUGGUAACUAUGAUAAAUCAAACUUUUAUUCACCAUCAAAAUCAUCACAAUAUGAAAAUAUUAAAUCGGCAAUCGAAUCUACCAAUGGUCAAAUCAAUGCAUCUGAUAUUGACUAUGUCGAAUGUCACGGUACUGGUACACCAACUGGUGAUCCAAUAGAACUAGAAGGUAUUUCAAGAGUAUUCAAAGAUACCAACAAACAAGUUUUAAUCGGGUCUAUCAAAUCAAAUAUUGGUCAUGGUGAAGCAUCAUCAGGUAUAAUGUCAUUCAUUAAAUGUUGUGUAAUGUAUAAAAACCAAUCAUUUGUACAAAAUAUCAACUUUAAAUCACCAAAUCCUGAUAUUAAAUUCAAUGAGUGGUGUUUAAAAGUUGUAACUGAACCAACACCAUUUUACAAAAAUAACAAAAACACUGUUAUGGCUAUUAAUAACUUUGGUAUAACUGGAUCGAAUUGUUGUAUAAUUUUAUCAGAAUACAAACAAGAUAUAAUUAAAAAAGAUUUUAAUUAUAAUAAAAAGUAUUUAAUACCAUUCUCAUCAAACUCAUCAACAUCACUUGACAAAUACAAACAAAUUAUUAUGGAUCAAUCAGACACAUUGGAUUUUAAUAACUUUGUAAAUAAUCAAAUAAAAUAUAAACCAACAUCACUCGUUCAAAGAUCAGUUAUUAUUGCAAGUGAUUGGGAAGAAUUUAAAGAUCCAAAAAAUGAAAUCAAAUCAUCCAAUCCAAAUACACUUUCAAAUAUUUCAGUUAAAAAAAACAAUCCAUUAACAGUAUUUGUAUUUUGUGGUCAAGGAUCACAAUAUAAUCGAAUGGCAUUAGAACUAUAUGAAAAUGAAACAAUAUUCAAACAAUGGGUAGAUAAAUUCGAUAAUGAACUAUUCAAAUACUAUGGGUACUCUGUUUUACAAAAACUAAGAUCAAUCGAUGAUAAUGAUACCAAAUCAGUACACGAUCAUACUAUUGCUCAACCAUCAAAUAUUAUGAUUCAAGUAUCAUUAUUCGAACUAUAUAAACACUGGGGUAUCAGAUCAGAUCUAAUCGUUGGUCAUUCUCUUGGUGAAAUAUCAGCAUCAUAUUGCUCUGGUAUGAUUGACUUUGAAACAUUAUGUUAUUUAGUAUACCACAGAUCGGUAGCUCAAAAUAAAACAACUGGUACUGGAAGAAUGCUAUCUGUUAAUAUAAGUGCAGAAGAAUAUAUUUCAAAUUAUUCAUCAAAAUAUCCAAAUGUCGAUAUUGCUUGUUACAACUCACCAUCAUCAAUUGUAGUAUCAGGUAAAGAACAUUUAAUAAAUGAAAUUGCAGCUGAUUUAAAAUCAAAAGAUAUAUUUUGUGCAAUGUUAGGAACAUUUUCAUCCCUCCACACAUCAAGUCAAUUAGUUAUUAAAGAUGAAAUAUGUUCAAUGAACAUUAAAUCAAAACAAUCAACAACACCAAUAUUUUCAACAGUUACAACCAACCUUUUUAAUCACGAAACAACACCAUUUAAUUCAGAAUAUGUAUUUGAAAAUGUUUUACAACCAGUAAGAUUCACUCAAACCAUUUCAAACAUAUUUAAAUAUAUAAAAAAAAAAAACAGUGGUAUCGAGGUAACAUUUAUCGAGGUUUCGCCACACCCAACACUAUCAUUCUAUUUAAAUCAAAUGAAAUCAACACAAUCACCAUAUUUUAAUAAUGGAGAAAAAAUAACUAUUCACUCACCACUUCACAAAAAGAAAAAUGAUUAUGAUGAAUUUUUAAAUACAAUUUCAAAACUUUAUGUUAACAACUCAUUUAAUAUAAAUUUCAAAUCACAAUUAACUCAACAAAACCAAAAUAUUUAUAUUCAUAAAUCUAUAAAAAAACUACCAUUAUAUCAAUGGGACGAUAAAGUAUAUUUCAAACAAAAUCCAGCAUAUGAAAAAAUAAAAAAAGAAGGACCUCCAAUUCAACAUCUAGGUGUUACAAAAGAAUUACCAUCCAAACCAUAUCAAACUUAUAUAGAUACUAAAAAACAACCAUUCCAAUGGUUAAAAGGACAUCAAGUAAAAGGUAAAAUCAAGUUCCCAGGUUGUGGAUAUAUCAUCAAUUUAUUCAACAUUUAUCCAAAUCAAGAUAUUACAAUCAGUUCAAUCGAAUUUAAAACACCAUUAGUAUUACAAGAUGAUGUUAGUCAAUGUCUACAAACAACUAUUAAUACACUUUCAAAAAAUGAAUACAAUGUCAAAUCACACUUUAAAGAUACAAUUUCAAAUCAUUGGAUAUUAUGUUCUGCUGGUAACUUUAGUUUAUUCAAACAUGGUAACGAAAUAAAUCGAAUAAAUAUUGAUGAAAUAAGAAAUAAAUGUAACUUUACUAAACUAUCAAAAUCAGAGCUUUACGAAUCAAUUAAAAUCAAAACCGGAUUAACAUACAAAGGUUUAUUCCAAGGUGUCAAAGAAUGCUAUGUUGGUAAUAAUUGUUCUCUAUCUAUUGUAUCAUUAAAU